AUGUCUAUCGAAUCGACCUCUUGGGCUACGGUUCAAGAUUUCCUGCAAAAGAGUGACAGUCAAACUGCCGACCAUUUCAAUCGAACUCAAUGGAGUGAGCUCUGUCGAAUUGCCUCGGGUCUCAAUGGUCAUUCGGAAUGUAUCGCUUUGGAUCAGGUUGCUAGCGGGCUUAAUAAUAUUGUUCGUCUACUGGAAUUCUCUGAUGGGACUCGUUGGGCGGCCCGGGUUCAUAUUCAAAGGAAUGCCUCCAUCCUCAUCAGCACUAAACUCGAAAAUGAAGUUGCAACAAUGAAAUUCAUCAAGGAGCAUUCCAGCUUACCAGUUCCCCGAGUUUUUGCACAUGAGUUUGACGAAAAAAAUUCGGUGGGCGCCGCUUUCAUACUGAUGGAGGUUCUUCCUGGUAGCGUCGCUAUGGACGCCCUUGGCGGCUACGAAGCCCAUCGUGGUGUGAUACCUAAACAACACCGACAAAACUUUUACCGCUCCGUCGCAAGAUGUCAUGUCCAGUUAACCUCAUUAAGACUCCCAAAGAUCGGGUCGAUUAUCCGUACUCAAGAGGGAAAAUAUGAGUGUGGUCCUCUACCAGGACUGGGUGGUCCAUUUGACACAGCAACUGCAUUUUUCGAGGCGUGGGCCGACAACGUCAAAUUUAAGUGGGAUAAAGAGACAAUCACACGCAUGAUGCAGAGAGGUCCAAUCCCAGCGGAACGAAUGCUGGCGAUUAUCGAGGACUUCCCACCACAGAUCAAAUCGAUAGCUAGCCAGCUGUCCUUGUGCGACAAAGGGCCUUUUCCUCUAGCCCAUGAUGACUUUCUUCAUAGUAACAUUAUGGUGAACGAGAACAACUUCGAUGUGACGGGAAUCAUCGAUUGGGAAGGAGCUUGUACGGUCCCUAUCGAGCUUCUUGCAUUUCCGGACUUCCUUACGGCUAUGCCUAUCUCCUUCGAUCUACCUCAAAAAUACGACCAGGAUGGGCAGCCCUUUGAUGAGGAACUACGAGAAUUAUGGCGUGAGCGAGGAGAAUAUAUCGAAAUGGUAAGAUCAGCCGAGCUCAGCGAUAGCCUGCUAUCAAACUGCCUCAGCAGUAAGAGGACCCAGGCCAUAGCUUAUUCGUAUGGCGCGUAUACUUGUGUUGGAAAGCUAGGUUUCUAUGAUCAAGUCAUGAAGGUUUUAGAGAGUGAGGAAGAGACCGCAGAUAAUUGA
Messenger RNA from Penicillium salamii, 1203 nucleotides. The record is from the annotation of a GenBank genome assembly. Lineage: Eukaryota; Fungi; Ascomycota; Eurotiomycetes; Eurotiales; Aspergillaceae.